Molecule: messenger RNA, 2164 nt
Organism: Cyprinodon tularosa
Lineage: Eukaryota; Metazoa; Chordata; Actinopteri; Cyprinodontiformes; Cyprinodontidae
Gene: lgals3bp.1
Product: galectin 3 binding protein, tandem duplicate 1
Exons: 6
Coding region: 147-1940 (597 amino acids)
Cellular component (GO): membrane
Molecular function (GO): protein binding
Source: RefSeq, a predicted model, not a curated record
AAACUUAGAGAUUGUGGGAGUAGGCAAGAACAGAGAGCAAAUAUAUCCAGCAUCCCCCACUGUCCCCACUCUUUAGCUACUGUGAAGUUUAAGCAGACCUAAAGAGGGGACGCAGUGGAGACUUGGACGGAGCAAAGGAUUUAAACAUGUUGCCUCCUCAAAAUCUACUUGCUUUUAUUCUUCCUGUCCUGUACGUCUCCGGAGGAGCGUACAGGCUUGACAUUCUCAAGCAGAACUCUGAGCCAAAUGAAGGCAAUGUGAGGUUGUUUGGUUCUGACAGCCCCUCAGAGGGCCGUGUUGAGGUCUUCCACGAUGGGAAAUGGGGAACUGUGUGUGACGACAACUGGGAUAUUACUGAAGCUGAGGUGGUUUGUCGUCAGCUCAACUUCCCUGGAGCCAAAUCUGUUGUCGUUGGGAAGGACUAUGGACCAGCAUCUGGACCAAUUUGGCUUGAUGAAAUUACCUGUGAAGGGCGGGAGAAGGAGCUCGUGUCUUGCAGGUUUAGUGGAUGGGGAAUAACUGACUGCUCCCAUAAAGAGGAUGUUGGUGUUAUCUGUGAAAGAGGAAGUGAUCUGACAACAGAUGACUCUACUCACUCACUGGACCACAGCAUUGGUCUCUCAGGUGACCUUGGUCAGAUCUUUGACAACGGUACGGCUUGUGAUUUUUGGAUCAUCUUUCAGACCCCUAGUGGAAACAGAAAGGAUGAUGGGACACCAGAGAUGACUGAGACUACAAUUUGUGCACACAAAGCGAUCCUCAUGUUGUAUCCAUACUUCAGUGCUUCAGUGGAAGCAAAUAACAUCACAAUUAUGGUGAAAAAACCCUGCCAGCCGUAUUUAAUCUCUUUUAUCAGGUAUCUCUACACCCGUAAGACUGAUGUAACCCAUUCCUCUGCCAUGUGCCUCCAUCAGCUUGCUUCAGACUUCGGAGUAAAACAGCUGAUGGAGGACAUAGGCCGCCUCUUCUCUAAAAUCCUCCCAGAUGAUGCUUCCUUUUACUCCCAAGUUUCACUUUACAAAUAUGCAGUCGAGUCAAAGGACCUUGUCCUUGAGGAAAACUGCAUCCAGUAUCUGGCCUGGAACUUCCAAAACCUCACAGGUUCCCCUGUUUGGGCCAGUCUUCCUGGAGAACUCCUUCGUUCCCUACUUGUCCGCUCAGAUUUGGUGGUACCUGAUGAGUAUUAUUUACUUCAGACUCUGGAAAACUGGAUCACAACCAAUGCAGACUCCCUGACUUCAGAAAGCCAGGCCGACUUGCUCCGUCUGGUCCGUUUCCCCAUGAUUCCUGCCGAGAAGCUGUAUGAGCUGGGCUCCACUUCUCCUCUCUAUAAGACUCACAGGGAUGUUUACCUUGACAGUGUCUUGAAAGCAUAUCAGUUCAAUGUUCUACUCUACAAUAAUCAAACCAAAUCACAGUUAGGCAAGGAAAGUGAUGAUUAUAAACCAAGAAUCUACACAAGUGAGACCUGGAGCAUUGAAAUUGAUCCUAUUACCAAACCUUCGGGGUCUCGAAGACAAAACCAGUACUCAUCUUACGAAUAUAGAAACCGCUAUGGUCAUUAUUAUCCAAGUCCUACUUCAUCCCCUCAAAACAAACAGCUGAUAACACCUCUCCACAACAGCCUUCUGUUUAAGAACAACAUGAUCACCUGGGAUGUAAAUGUCUUCAAAACCCAGAGUGACUGUUCAAGGUACGGUGUACGGUGUGAAUCUAUUCCUGCAGUCAGACUGGCCCGCAGAAACCGGUAUUCGUCAGAAAGCAGCGUAGUCUUCCGUAACCGCCUCCUGAUGAUCUGCCAAAACAAGUAUGUCGCUCAGAUACAAGGGUUCAAAGAGACCAUGGCUUAUGUGAUUUCAAACAUUACCCAGGUCCUUGCCUAUCCCUGUCCUGACCACAAGUACACUUACAGGUUUGUGGUGAGACCUGAGUAUCUGUGAUCCAAUGAAAGGAGAUAAGGAGAUGGCAUAAAAUAAUAAUAAAAACAAGCAUAUUUUUCACCUUAUAUCAAGUUCAGCAUAUUUGAAAAACCAAUAAGCCUCCCAUUUAAUUGUUGCUUUGAUUCCUAAUCAGUGAUUUAAAUGAUUAAAAAUCAGACUGAAUAUCAAUCAACAAUAAUAUAUUUAUAUGUAUUAUGAUUUUGAAAAUAAAAUGACUCCAGAAA